CCAAAUGAGUGAGAGCGACAAAUGACCGAUUAGGUUUAUGUUUUGCGUCUAGGUCUUUUACAAUAGUUUCCUGUUCACCAUCAGACGUGUCAAGAAACAACACCCAACAACAGUGUGACAAAGAGGAACCACACUUUUUCUCUUGAGGAAAGAAUAAUGAUCACAUUACCCCUUAUCAUUUCAGCUUAUGUUUCUGCAGUUAAACGUGUACAGGUUUUAAAGCAUAGUUGUCAAUGUUUGACACAAAACAUGCUGCUUGGUGGGUGUUUCUUCCUGAGCAAACAGUGAUACCCUCUACAUACUGGCAGAUGUAAAAUGUGCUGUUGUUUUAUGUUUGCAUGUCAUCAGUUUGACCCUUAGAUAUUUCAAAACACCCCAUUUUUUUAUUUAAGUGGGGAGCAACUGGUUUUGCUCCAUCCUGUGUGCUUGUCCCAAGACCAAAAAAGGUUUAGUUUCAAAAUGAAAAGAACCAGUAUCUUAACUCCUCCUACAAUUGUGUUCCUAUAUUAGCUUUUAGCAGUUCUUUUGUGAUUUCUACAUUCUUCCUUCAUCACCGACCGCUUGACAGUCUCAAAAAGGGGACGUAGUGGUCUUCUGCAGUUUUCAGUUCAUAAAUUUGUUUGGCCGGAGAGGAUAUCACACUUUCUAUGGGAAAAACAUAAUGGACUGGAUAAUUUUUGUGACAUUUUUCUGGUCAGUAUUUAAAGCUGCCCUUUGUUUUAACAUUGAUCCUGUGGCUUGGAAGUCCCUCAGCAAUUCUGCUGCAGGUUUUGGCUACCAGGUGGUGCAGAGAAAAGCAGAUUUGCUAAUCAGCGCCCCACUUGAACCAUAUGCAAAGGAUCGAAAGGGGAAAAUAUUCCGGUGCACCACUGAAACAUGCACCGAUCUGACUCUUCCAGAACAAAACGCUGCAGUCAACAUGUCCCUUGGUUUGGCAAUGACAGCUGAUCCUAUAACAGAGUACACUUUGGCAUGUGGACCAACCAUUCCCAAGGACUGUAAAUCUAUCACCAUGUACAACGGUUUGUGCAUUGAAAUAGAUAAGAAUAAUAAAUUUGGAAAGUCUUACUCAUCUUCUACUGAAGAAUGUCAAACCCAAGCUGACAUUGCCAUUCUGCUAGAUGGCUCAGGCAGUGUAAAACCAAAUGAAUUUCAGAACAUGAGGACUUUUGUGAAAAAUCUAAUCGGCGCAUUCCAGGGAAAAGAUACAAGGUUUGCCAUCAUCCAGUUCUCAUCAAGAAUUGUAAUUCAUUAUAAGUUUAAUACAUUUUCCACCACUGGGUGGAAAUUUGAUAUUAAUAAUAUAUAUCAACUAGGAGGAGGGACAAUGACAGCUGCAGCCAUCAAAAUUGUUGUGAAUGAUGUCUUCUCACAGAAUGCAGGAUCCAGGUCAAAUGCGAAGAAGAUUUUAUUAGUUAUUACAGACGGAGAAUCUCAUGACGGAAAUAACUUACCAGAAGUCAUACAAUCAGCAAAUGAUAAAAACAUUGUUCGAUUUUCUAUUGGGGUGGGAAAUGCAUUUAAAAAGGAUAAGGCAAGGCGGGAGCUGGAACUGAUUGCAUCUGAACCCUCCAAAGACUUUGUGUUUCAAGUUCAGAAUUUUGAGGCUCUUGAAAAAAUACAAAAUAAUUUGCAAGAAAAAAUAUUUUCCAUUGAAGGAUCUCAAAGCAGUGGAGAAUCACUGAAACUGGAAAUGUCUCAAGAAGGGUUCAGAGCAGCUUAUACAACUGAGGGAAUUCAGAUGGCUAUUGUUGGUGCUAACCAGUGGAGAGGAGGCUACAAGAAAUACUUAGUUUCUGAGGCAAGAAACACUGGAUCAUUUGAGCCAACAUCUAUUGAACCUGACAGCUAUGUUGGUUAUUCCAUGGCUGUCGCUCAAACUACACUUACCAACACUCUAACAGUUGUUGGUGCUCCGAGGUAUAAACACAGAGGAGCUGUUAUCACUGUUUUUCAAGAGAGACCUCGCCAACAAAUUGACCCAUUUCAACAACAGACUGGUGGCUAUUUUGGGGCAGAAGUUUGUGCCAUGGAUGUGAACUCUGACAGCUUCACUGAUCUGAUCCUCAUAUCUGCUCCCAUGUACAAGGACCAAGACAGAGAGGGACGAGUUUAUGUUUGCACCUUAGCUCGGCUGAAUGUGGAGUGUAACUUUGAUUCUCCAUCACAACUAACAGUACUACGAGGAGAUCCAUCCAACAAAGGGAGGUUUGGGUCUUCUCUUGCUGUUCUGCCUGAUCUAAAUGCAGAUACAUUGAAUGAUUUAGCUGUUGGAGCUCCUUUGGAGAACAACAACCAAGGCUCUAUCUACAUAUUUCAUGGUGAAACAGGUGGAAGAAUCAAACCCACUUACUCACAGAGAAUCGCUGCCUCUGAAGUCAAAUCAGGAUUGAAGUUCUUUGGUUUGUCAAUCAGUCAGUGGUCCUACGAUCAGAGUGGAGACACACUGCCUGAAUUAGCCGUGGGUUCAAAGGGUGCAGUUGUCUUACUCAGGUCCAGACCAGUAGUGAUGGUGGAUACCACUGUGUCCUUCAACCCAAAAGAAAUCCCAACUCUAAAUGUAGACUGUGCAAAACCACUAAAAGGCACAGCUACAAUCUGCUUCACCAUGAGAAGACUGUCUGGAAGAGAUUCAGUUCAAGCAAAGAUUAAUUACACUUUAACUCUGGAUGCAACUCGUGAGACUCCAAACAACCGAGCUUACAUCAGUAAGGAUACAAGAGACAAAACUGGAUCUGUUGCUGUUGUUUUAAACGUAACAGAGUGCAACAAUGUAAAGUUCUUUAUCAAGUCUUGUCCUGAAGAUGCUCUCAAUCCACUACAGAACGAGCUCAGUUUCACCUUCGAUGGUUCUCCUUCCAACACAAGUCUUAGACCAAGUCUCUCCCAGGAGGCUCAAACAACAACCCGUCAUCGUAUUGGGUUUGAGAUCAGCUGUGGUGCUGACAUGGUGUGUACAGAUAACCUGAAAGUGGAUUUCAAUUUCACAAGAUCAUCAGAAGUUAAAGUUGGCAUCGAUGAGCUCCUGGAUGUGACUGUCUCAGUGGAGAACAGAGGGGAAAACUCUUACAACAGUCACGUCAUCCUUACAUAUCCGCUGUUUUUAUCGUCUCCUAUGGGUUCAAUCCCAGCAGAAAACUUGAAAGGAGGAUUUUUGUCACUGCAAAUGCAACCAGUGGGAACCAGCAGCACGCCCCUUCCAGUAAGCUCUACAAGAAGGAAGAGAUUGGUGUGAAGUACAGCAUACUCAUUACAAUGGAAAGCUCCCUCAGCUACAAUAAUUUCACAUUUGGAAAGAGUAAUCUGCAGAAACCAUUCCAACAAAUAAUUAAGGUCACAAAUAAUAUCAGAGCUCUGAAUUUCACUGUAGUGAUCAGAGUUCCUGUGAAGCUCGGUGACAAAGACAUUUGGGUGGAUACGAACAGUUUUCAGAUUGCAGAUUGUCAGAGAGGAAACGAUGAAAAACCUGCUGGGACAAAUUUUAUCGCGAAAAUAAAGGAAAAUAAAAGUAUUGACUGCUCUGUAGCGUGGUGCAGAGUUUUCAGGUGCAGCAGGUUCAUGGAAAGGUUGGAGCAGAAAACAUACAAAAUCUCUGCAAACCUCAGCUCAGCGUGGAUAGAGCAGAUUGGACUUCCAUCUGCCAAAUUUAUCCUGACCAGUACAGCCAGUUUGGAGUACGACAGAAACCAGUACAUCUACUUCUCAACAACCUCUAAUAACGUCCCUCCUGUUCGCCUGAUUGAAGCUGAGAUAGAAGUGUUUCCUGAACCAGAUUUUACCAAAGAGAUCGUWGGAGGAUCUCUGGGAGGAUUGGCUUUUCUUGGUCUACUCACUGCUGGGCUGUAUAAGGCAGGAUUUUUUAAGAGUAAAUAUAAUGAAAUGGUUAAUGAAAGCGCAGAAGGUGAAGCUGGUCCACAAGAAGCUCAAGAUGCUGCACCUACUGAGGGAUAAAAGUCAGUCGGCUUCAGUCCACCUGACAGUUAUUUUGAGUUUAUUUAUUUAGGAAAUUUGUAACAAUACCUAUCUGCUAACUGCACCUCACCACUAAAGUAAACAAACAAUGAAAACAUAGUUUGUGUUUUUACUGUUUAUAUUCCAUUUGAGCAUGUGUUUCAGUAUUAAUCCCAUGCCAGUCGUCACCUCCAACAGACAUUUUUAACAACCAGAAGAAAACAUUGUAGAACAUCACAAGGAAAAAACACAUUUUUUUUCUGGUUUGUACUGAACAUUCACCUUUUCAACUUGAGAUUUCUGGUAUUCCUACGGUAUAGUGACUAAUGUGUUCAUUUUCUAUUUCUCAUGUAUUUUAUGGUUGUGCAUAUUGUGAAGUUGUUGUGAAGUUAAUUGUACAUAAAACUGUGAAGCUCUGAAACACAUCAUGUUCUGCUUUAACC
Austrofundulus limnaeus is the source of this 4394-nucleotide messenger RNA. RefSeq names its product integrin alpha-M. The record is from RefSeq and is a predicted model, not a curated record. Gene Ontology annotation, cellular component: integrin complex; external side of plasma membrane. Gene Ontology annotation, biological process: cell adhesion mediated by integrin; cell-matrix adhesion; cell-cell adhesion. Gene Ontology annotation, molecular function: integrin binding. NCBI's taxonomy places the organism in Eukaryota, Metazoa, Chordata, Actinopteri, Cyprinodontiformes, Rivulidae.